This is a messenger RNA of Radiomyces spectabilis, 1136 nucleotides long. RefSeq lists its product as uncharacterized. The record is from RefSeq and is a predicted model, not a curated record. Bases 68 to 835 code for a protein of 255 amino acids. The transcript is spliced from 6 exons. Lineage: Eukaryota; Fungi; Mucoromycota; Mucoromycetes; Mucorales; Radiomycetaceae. Gene Ontology annotation, biological process: nucleotide-excision repair; DNA replication; double-strand break repair via homologous recombination. Gene Ontology annotation, molecular function: DNA binding. Gene Ontology annotation, cellular component: chromosome, telomeric region; site of double-strand break; DNA replication factor A complex.
GAAAAAUUCAAACGCGCUCUCUUUUUUUCUUUACAUUCUUUCACGCGUAAACUCACCAUUGCCCCUCAUGAACUCCUAUUUCAAUUCUAGCGGCUCACAAACACAAACCGGUGGCGGAUUCUUUAGCAACGAUUCGUCUGACGGCAAUAGACAGCCAGCAAGAAAACCGGCCAGUGAUCAAACUAUCCGUCCUGUUACCUUGAAACAACUUGCUAAUGUAACCGAGACUGCGGAUGGCAGCUUCCAGAUCGAUGGUGUCGACACAACUCAGAUCACUUUUGUGGCCGUACUUCGUAAUGUUACUGAACUUGCGACCAACAUCUCUUACACCAUGGAAGACGGUACUGGAGCUAUAGAAGUCAGACGAUGGGUCGAACAAAACGAAACAGCCAGCGAGGCUCAAAAGCGCCGUGAACUGAUUCCUGACACAUACGUUCGAGUGGCUGGACGCAUCAAUAGUUUCAAUCACAAGACGAGUGUCGUUGCUUUCCUUAUUCGACCGAUUACCGAUUUCAAUGAGAUCAGUUAUCAUUUCCUGGAUGCCGUCUAUACGCACGUCAAUUUGACAAAAGGAUCUCGGGAUUCCCACAUGCAGAGGGCCGAUUAUUCACAGUCAUCUGCGGUUGCUUCCGGUAAUCAAGUCCAUAACCGUGUAUUGGAAACACUGAAGGAAUAUCGCGACAAUGACGAAGGUGCCCACGUCGAAGAAAUCAUUCAAAAAUUGCAAAGCGUGUGUACAGAAGGGCAAGUGAGAGAGGCAAUAGAGUAUCUGACGAACGAGGGCCAUUGCUAUCAAACCAUUGACGAAAACCACAUCAAGUCUACCGAUUCUUAAUCAUCUUUUGCUGUAUACAUAGGAGGAAAAAAAAAGGAAAAAACAAGAAAUAGUGCAAAAAGUUCAAUAUACUGCAAUGCAAAAUGGGAAAAUUACAUGGACCAGUGUACGUGAUGGUAUAAUUCAGGGCAUCUUAUGGAUGGCUAAAUAUGAAUGGGAGCGUUGUGCGAUGGUGCACAGUUGUUUUGAGUUAAAAAUAAUGCAAAGGAAUUACGGUGUAGAGUGGAUGGGAAAGCCGAGAAAGUGUACUUAUAAGAUUCGAUUCCCUGUGACACCAUGGUUGUAGAUCCGUAGUUUCCAG